Messenger RNA from Polychytrium aggregatum, 1249 nucleotides. RefSeq names its product kinase-like domain-containing protein. Bases 33 to 1178 code for a protein of 381 amino acids. Gene Ontology annotation, molecular function: protein serine/threonine kinase activator activity; protein kinase activity; ATP binding. The transcript has 10 exons. Gene Ontology annotation, biological process: protein phosphorylation. The record is from RefSeq and is a predicted model, not a curated record. NCBI's taxonomy places the organism in Eukaryota, Fungi, Chytridiomycota, Chytridiomycetes, Polychytriales.
ACUCCGUCUGGAUACUGUUCAUUCGCCGGCUCAUGUCGACGCGUCACCGCAAAUCCUUUUCCAGCGGCUCGCAGAACAAAUCAAGCAUCUCGGGUCUGUUCCGAAACAAGACUCAGGACGAGCCAGUGCACUUUUCUUCUUCGAUAGCGGAUUAUGAGCUCCUUGGCGACAUUGGGGGAAUCGAUGAUAUCUCGUAUCUCUACCUGGCUCGGUUCAACCCAACGCAGGAGCUGGUCGCUCUCAAAUACACCGAUCUGACGCUGUCGCCCGACUUUGAAUUCGUCGAGGAGCUGAUUAAAACCAUUCGAAAUGCAUCACUCUGCCGACACCCCAACAUCCUGCCUUACUAUCGUUCGUUUGUCGAGAACGAGCGCCUCUGGACCGUAACUCUGCCGAUCAAAGCAGGAUCGUGCCGUGGAAUCAUGAAGAGCUACUAUCCCAGUGGCUUCUCUGAACCUGUUGUCGCCACCAUCUUGCUGGAGGUUCUCCGCGCCAUCCAGUAUCUGCAUGCCAACUACAUGAUCCACAACGAUGUCCGUGCCGACAACAUCCUGCUGGACCUGACGGGCGAGGUCCGCCUCUCGGGGUUUCGCCAGCUUGCCACCCUGAGUCGGAACGGAGAAUACCAGCAAUCGGUCUUUUCGCUCGUCGGCGACAAUAUCGAGUGGGCAGCGCCCGAGGUCAUGGCACAGAAUUCCAACUAUGAUGAGAAAGCUGAUAUCUACAGCCUGGGCAUAACCGCACUCGAGCUGGCAUUCAACCAGACACCAUUCGACGACUGGCCGCCGAUGAAGGUGCUGCUGAGCAAGCUCGAGUAUCCCUGCCCGGGCAUCGCAACCGACAAGAUCAUGUCCAAGGCCUUCUUCCAGAUGGUGGCAGCUUGCCUCCACAAGGAUCCGGCCAAACGCUCUUCGGCCCAGGAGCUGGCCGCACACGCAUUCUUCAAGAACGCCAGGAAUGCGCACUAUUUGGAGACGCACCUGGUCAAGACCUGCGAUCUCGCUGUCAAGCACGGGGUCGCUCUGGGCCAGAAAUGUCUCUCGGCGCCGAACAACAACUUCAAGACCGAGAGCAGCCACAAGGGAUCGCCCUUGCGCGAUGUCGACGACGAGAGCCAGAUGGUACCUCGAGGGCGCGGCAGCUCAUUGGGCGGCGGGAACAGGGUUGUGCCAGUGUGAGCGACACAGGGCAGCACCGGCUGCGGCUGUGGCUGUGGCACGGGGUGGGGGCGCUUGCGACGCGCUUUGGC